Messenger RNA from Camelina sativa (false flax), 2838 nucleotides. Lineage: Eukaryota; Viridiplantae; Streptophyta; Magnoliopsida; Brassicales; Brassicaceae. The record is from RefSeq and is a predicted model, not a curated record.
AUGAGGACUUUUUACCCAUCUGAUUCUUGUAAAGAGUCACAGCUCGAUUCCUUGAAUCCACAGUCAUGGCUUCAAGUUGAGAGAGGGAAACUAUCUUCCUCUGCUUCUUCAUCUACUCCACUGUGCAGAGAAUCAUUUAUCAAAGUUCCUGAGCCGCAGAUACUGCCGCAUUAUAAACCUCUCAACUACGUAGAAGUUCUAGCUCAGAUUCACGAAGAGCUCGAGACUUGCCCGUUGCAGGAGAGAUCGGUUCUGUAUUUAUUGCAGUAUCAAGUGUUUAGAGGUCUUGGAGAGACCAAACUUAGACGGAGAAGUCUUCAAUCAGCUUGGCAAGAAGCUACAACAGUCCAUGAGAAAGUUGUGUUUGGGUCUUGGUUGAGGUAUGAGAAACAAGGAGAAGAGGUUAUCACCGAUUUGCUUUCCUCUUGUGGUAAAUAUUCUGAAGAGUUUCUGCCGCUGGAUAUUGCAUCCUAUUUCCCACCUAUUACUGCUUCUUCUUCCCCUGAGACAGCGUCUGUGAAGACGAACCGCAGUGUAUCUAAAAAUGUUGUGUUUAAGAUUGGAGAAGAGAAAAUACCUUGCCUAAGGCGAAAAAUUGCGAGUCUUUCGGCUCCAUUUAACGCAAUGCUUUAUGGUAGCUUCACGGAAUCACUUCUUGAUGAGAUAGAUAUGUCAGAAAAUCAUGUAUCCUCAUCAGCUAUGCGGGUUGUUAGAGAUUUCAGCGUUGUUGGUGUAUUACUCGGAGUUACCAAGAACCUUCUUUUGGAAGUCUUAGUAUUCGCAAACAAGUUUUGCUGCGAGCAACUCAGAGAUGCAUGCGAUAGAGAAUUGGCAUCUCUGAUUUCUUCUAUUGAAUGUGCCAUUGAGCUUAUGGACUUUGCACUUGAAGAGAACUCCCCAAUCCUUGCUGCAUCGUGUCUGCAAGUUUUUCUUUAUGAGAUGCCAAAUAGUUUGACCGAUGAGCGUGUUGUCGAGGUUUUGACUCGGGUUAAUAGAUCUCAAGUCUCAACCAUGGCAGGAAAAGCUUCAUUCUCCUUAUACUCUUUUUUAAGUGAAGUCUCGAUGUGUAUAGAUCCUCGGUCUGACAGAACAUUGGGUUUCUUGGAGAAAUUAGUUGACUUUGCAGAAAAUGACCGACAGCAAGUAUUGGGGUUUCAUCGGUUAGGGUGUACGAGGUUGUUGAGGAAAGAAUACCGUGAGGCUGAAGAAGCUUUUGAAACCGCUUUUAAUUUAGGCCAUGUGUAUUCAGCUACUGGUUUAGCAAGACUAGGAUCCAUCCAAGGGCAUCGGCUUUGGGCUUACGAGAAGCUAAGCUCUGUUAUCUCCUCUGUUUCACCACCUCUUGGGUGGAUGUAUCAAGAAAGGUCUUUCUACUGUGAGGGUGAUAAGAAAUUGGAAGAUCUUGACAAGGCAACCGAAUUAGACCCGACUUUGACAUAUCCUUACAUGUAUAGAGCUGUGACUCUAAUGUCGAAUCAAAAUGCAAAGGCUGCACUUGAAGAAAUCAAUCGGAUCCUGGGAUUUAAACUUGCAUUAGAAUGUUUGGAAAUCCGGUUUUGUCUUUAUCUUGGUAUGGAUGACUAUGAAGCAGCUCUUCGAGAUAUUCAGGCUGCUCUUACCCUGUGUCCGGACUAUCGAAUGUUCGAUGGGAAAGUAGCUGGGAGGCAGCUCAGGACGCUUGUGUAUGAGCAUGUCGAGAAUUGGACAACAGCAGAUUGUUGGAUGCAGCUAUAUGAGAAAUGGUCUAAUGUUGAUGACAUAGGUUCUCUUUCCGUGAUCUAUCAGAUGCUUGAAUCCGAUGCUUGCAAAGGUGUUCUUUACUUCAGACAAUCUUUGCUUCUCCUAAGGUUAAAUUGUCCGGAAGCAGCCAUGCGUAGUUUACAGUUAGCACGCGAGCAUGCCUCGAGUGACCACGAGCGUCUGGUUUACGAAGGAUGGAUCUUGUAUGAUACGGGUCACUGCGAAGAAGGGCUUCAAAAGGCUAAGGAAUCCAUUAGAAUAAAGAGAUCAUUCGAAGCUUAUUUCCUCCAAGCUUAUGCUUUAGCGGAAUCUAGCCUCGAUCUAUCAAGUUCUUCGACUGUUGUUUCACNGCUUGAAGAUGCUCUUAAAUGCCCCUCUGAUAGGUUGCGCAAAGGUCAGGCUCUAAACAAUCUCGGGAGCGUCUAUGUGGAUUGUGAGAAGCUAGACUUAGCUGCGGAUUGCUAUAUAAAUGCACUCAAGGUGAGACACACGCGUGCACACCAAGGCCUAGCUCGCGUCCAUUUCCUUAGAAACGACAAAGCUGCAGCUUACGAAGAAAUGACUAGACUAAUCGAAAAGGCUCAAAACAAUGCAUCUGCCUACGAGAAAAGAUCCGAGUAUUGUGAUCGUGAACUUGCCAAAUCUGAUCUUGAAAUGGUCACCCGGUUAGACCCUCUCCGGGUUUAUCCUUAUCGAUAUCGCGCAGCAGUGUUGAUGGAUAGUCGGAAGGAGAGAGAGGCAAUAGCGGAGUUAUCACGAGCUAUCGCCUUUAAAGCGGAUCUUCAUCUUCUGCACUUACGAGCGGCUUUCCACGAGCACAUUGGGGAAGUUGGAAGUGCGUUGCGGGACUGUCGUGCAGCGCUCUCGGUCGACCCUAACCAUCAGGAGAUGCUGGAACUCCAUAGCCGUGUUAAUAGCCAUGAACCUUGAAACGCAACCAUACACAAAAGAGCUUCGAGAUGAGGAAAGUAAAGUGUGAAAAUUUGUAAAACUAAAAAGAAUCAUAGUUGGAAAAUCUUGUAAUCUCUUGUCACUCUUUUAUUCUUUUGUUGUUGUUUUCCUAAGAUCGAUUUUAUAUUCAACGUAAACUUCAAAAUU